AUGGACGCCGCGAAUUCAAGUUCGUUGCCGAUCGGCCACGAAUUCUGGGUUCUGGCGGUGGAGCGGUACCUGCUGGUCGAGGCCCGCUUCUACCGAUACGACGUGACUCUGUGUGGCGGAACACUCAGCAUGUGGGCUCCACUGAAAUGUCUCCUCGCACCGCAUUUGAACCAUCUAGUGCAGAGGAACGACCUGCGCUCCGGCUGCCGGCUCAGGGUGGCACAGUUGUGGGUGCGGGUAGACGGUGUGACAGUAAUAGAGAGAGUCGAAAUGCUGAGAGCCAGCACGCCUCCCCCUCUUCUGACAGCGGUUGGGCCCGUGUCCCGCCCUUUACUCAGCCCCUCCAGCUGUUACCUCCCACUUUGGGAGGUGAGUGACUAUUACGGGGAGGAGUGGACUGUGCAAGCUUUCGGCCAUGAACAAGUCAGCUUGGAAGGUCUGAGAAUAAUCACACUAAAGGAGUUAGUGCUUGCAUGGAGAAGAAGAUUGAAAUUGGCCCCACUGUUGGUGAGAAUAAUGUAUAAAUCCAGAUUACGACAUUAUGGGAAAACUGCCAAGUACAUUGAUUGGCCUUAUCAGGCAUACUUUAAAGUUGCUGACUCUUCAGGUAUGAUGUCUGCUAUUCUGUGGAACUCAUUAUGCCCAAAACUCUUUAGGAGUCUAGAGGUUGGGACUGUAAUACUUAUCCAGCACUACUCUGUGAAGGUUGCACAUCAGAAGAGAAGGCAUCCUAUUUUGUACUGCCCAGACAUAAAAAUCUAUAAUGAAAUAGAUAUUUCCUUAAACCCUUGGAAACCUACAUCUGAUAUUAAGGUUAUUCCAUCAAAACAAAUUAAACCUGAGUGGAAACUUCCUGAUAUUAAGUAUCAGUUUAUUACAAGGGAUAGGCUUGACAUUGUGCCUGAUAGUUAUAUUUGUGAUGUCAUAGGCCUUGUCACCUUUGUAGGAAGAUGUGAAAGAAUCAGAAAGUCAGGUAAUGCACCCAAAAGCAGCGAUGAUUUUUGGGUUCGACGAUUUAUCGAAAUGGUCGAUGAAACUAGUGCAAAACCAUUUAUUCUGGAACUUUAUUGCACAUCUCAACCAGAAAUUUACCGACAGCUACAUCCAGUGACUUUUUUAGUGUGCACUCAGAUGAGGGUUGUAAGGAACAAAUUCAAUAGCAUUACCUAUUUGACUUCAUCCCAUGAGACUCAAAUUUAUAUCACAGGUUAUCACAAGGGAAGACCAUAUAGAACUGACAAUACAGUCAAAAGAUUUCUUCAUUGGGCAAAAUUGCAAAAUGAAAAAGAUUUUCUGGAAAGUUCUCUGGUAGGAGGAUAUUAUUCUUUUCCUCCUCUCCCAUCAAGCUUCUUGACCUACAUUCAAAAUAUGAAAGCAGUCAAUCUCACCACAAUGUGCCAGUUAAAGGAGAAAAUAGAAAGGUUGUAUUAUAGAGAGCAUAAACAGAUAGUCAUUGAAGGAAUUAUUACAGCUGUCAGAUAUAUUACUCCAACAUCUUCUAUUGGAUGUUCAAUGCACAAAAAAUACACUCAGCUUGCAAACACUAAAAAUGGUGCCAAUGUGCAAUCCAGCAACUCAUCCAUUGAAUAUCGAGAUGAUUUGGCAAAUAACCAAGAAUCAGAGCAGGAUUACUUCUGUAACUUCCAUAGGAUAUUUCAAACUUUCAACCAAGCAUUUAAGUCAAAGGAAGAAGUUACAUCACUUGGAAGAAAAAAUUACAAUCUAAGAUCAAGGAAAGAAGAAUUGUUUCAGAGUUCCAUCUUGAAAAAUAAUUCUCCUGAUCCAGACUUAUUGUCCAGUAGUGAAGAAACAGAGGAUGAAUAUUUUACUGCUGAUGAAGGUUUGUUCAACAUGAGCUUCUCUUCUGCUCAUGCUUCUCAAAGCCAGUUCUGUGGGAGAAGUUACAUCCUAAAUAGUUCAAAAUUGACAGGCUAA
Molecule: messenger RNA, 1935 nt
Organism: Mobula hypostoma (lesser devil ray)
Lineage: Eukaryota; Metazoa; Chordata; Chondrichthyes; Myliobatiformes; Myliobatidae
Product: RPA-related protein RADX-like
Exons: 11
Coding region: 1-1935 (644 amino acids)
Biological process (GO): regulation of DNA repair
Cellular component (GO): replication fork
Molecular function (GO): single-stranded DNA binding
Source: RefSeq, a predicted model, not a curated record